AUGUGCAGUCCAAGUAUUUGUACUCCGGCGGUUGCGAUUCUCAGAUCAGCACCAUCAAAAAGCAUUCUGGAGCGCAUUCAGGUGAGUUCUUGUGGUCUUCCACUACUGGUUGUUCGUUCAUACCUGCAGCUUGUUGAGGAAUUUUAUGACGGCGAAUGCAAACAUAUGCUUGACUUGAUUACGGCUGUUAAGUAUUACAUGGAACCGCUUCGACGCCUUUCUAUCCUAGAGCCCACCGAAAUUCACAAACUCUUCUAUACCAUUGAUAGACUGUUACCUGUUUUUGAAGAUUUCGUUUUGCGACUUUCUCGUGCCAUAGAGAUUGAUUCGUGCGCUCCCCUAAUUGCACAAGUUUUUUUGGAGUGGCUGAACGUUCGCUACUUGGGAAUUCCAUCGGAGGAAGACUGUUCGACCGCACACGAUAUACAGCAUAAUCCAACGUCUGUGGAAACACCCGCUUCAACCGGCUUCUCUUUCGUUGCUGAGUUAAUCAUUGACUAUGUGGCUCAUUUGUUCGAGUCACGGGAGUAUUUGGAGGCUUUGAUUCGACAUCGGGCGAAAUUUUCUGAAUUCCUAUCCAGGUGCAGUACUACUUCUUCUAAUCAGCGCCUGGAUUUGUGGCAUUUUCUGAGUAACUCGGAAGAUCAGGGGGCAAGGUCAGAGCGGAAACAAUCAAAGUUUAGCUUCACAACAGUGGAAGUCCUCUUUUUCCAUUUUCUCACAGCUUGUACUCGAACUCGGUUCACCCGCUAUUCACUUCUGUUUGAUCGACUUUUGGAUAUGGUAGUGCUACCUCCAGAUGAUGCGGAGCGAUUCUCCGUUUACACUGCCCGUCAUGAAGCGAAGCGAAUAACAGCCGAAAUCAAUCAGCGCGCUGGUGAAGCACAAUGUUUAUUCCAGUUGAAACGAAUUCAGGUGGACCAGUCCUGUGAGUAUAAGGACGUCAUUUUCAGGCAGAACAAGCUGCUGCUUUCUGGAGACUUGCGCGUUCGCCGAACCGUGGUACACACUGUUAAACGUGGUCUGAAAAAAUGGAGGAUCAGUUGGCCCAUUACGUCAGAAAGGACGCGUGUCAAGGCGUUCUUAUUUCCUGAGGUGCUUCUUCUGGCUGUACCCCUCUCCAAGAUGAGCAGACGAGACAGACUGAAGAGUUUGUUCAGUGUAUUUACCUCUGCCAGUCCACUUCCGGACAGAAGCAUACGGCUGAGACCGGACACCUCCGUAUUCAGGGCACGACCUCAUUGGUUAUGGUGGUUGCCAACCGAUAGCUCAAAGGGGAACGAUACUGGUCAACCGUUGUGUAUCUCGUCCUCUGUUUUCGAGUUCAGCUGUACAGACGACCAGUUCAGCCUGGUUCCACAUUACAUCAAACGCUAUCGAUUGUUUGGAGAUGCCAUCAUUCUGAAAGAUUUCAUUCUGGAGGAUUUAACCAAUAAUAACGAAAAGCAGAAGCCAUUCACCUUAAAACGAAUCGCUCUCAAUCGGCUUCUUGUUCUCAGUGUUUUCAUCCGAGGCAUUCUGGGACGAAUGUUGGCUGAUUCGAAAUUCCGUGAACUGAUCUCACUGCCCCUAAGCACAUCCGUUCUACAAGGGUUGACGCGGUCGGGAUAUUAUACCGUGGGAGAAGUUUCUGGCGCGACUCCUGAGAAGCUGGCAUCUACAUGCGGUAUUGAUCUGGACGCUGCUAGAGAUGCACUUCAUGUGAUUCAUCGGUAUCAGGACCUGACGAAUUUCCAAGAGCCCGGCAUCCCAUCAUUUCUUCGUGAUAUUCCAACAGCAUACGAAUUACUAAACGCAUUCGCUUCUCCUCAAGGCACCACAGCGAUCCCAGAUGUUAUCGUGAGCAUGUGCCUCAGCUUUGAUGAAAUGCUCGGCGGUGGCUUCCCGACUGGAAGACUGACAGAAUUAUGUGGUGAGCCUGGCGUUGGGAAAACGCAAUUUUGUAUUCAAACCUGUCUUACAGUACAACUACCUCGGUGGUUUGGUGGCCUGGAAGGAGAGGCUGUCUUUAUCGAUUCCGAAGGAAAUUUCGUACCCCGAAGAGCAAAACAGAUGGCCGAAUCCCUGGUUGCCCAUUGUCGACGACAUGUGAAGCUUGAUGGGGAUGACGAACCAGUAACGGAGGAAUUCCGUAAUCAUUAUUGCCCCAACGUGGAUGGCUUACUGUCCGGAAUUCAUUACAUUCGUGUGACUGAUCAUUUACAACUCUUGGCCACAUGUAAACGACUUCAUCAGUUUUGCGAACAACAUCCUAAAGUGAUCCUCACAAACCAGAUCACGACGCGUAUCGAAACACGGGUCAAGUUGGACGAGAAUCCACCGGGAUCGAACGACACUUCGUCCACCGGACGGCUGGUCCCGGCUUUGGGUGAGAGCUGGGGACAUAUAUGUGCUGUACGGAUAUUUCUCACCAGGUCUUCCGAUGUAUAUCGCCAGUGCAAGUUGUUAAAGCAUCCAGGACGUCCGUUUGGUUCGGGAAUUUAUCAGAUCACU
Molecule: messenger RNA, 2493 nt
Organism: Opisthorchis viverrini
Lineage: Eukaryota; Metazoa; Platyhelminthes; Trematoda; Opisthorchiida; Opisthorchiidae
Exons: 16
Biological process (GO): meiotic DNA recombinase assembly; reciprocal meiotic recombination; DNA repair
Cellular component (GO): Rad51B-Rad51C-Rad51D-XRCC2 complex; replication fork; Rad51C-XRCC3 complex
Molecular function (GO): guanyl-nucleotide exchange factor activity; ATP binding; crossover junction DNA endonuclease activity
Source: RefSeq, a predicted model, not a curated record